UCGUUCUUGAACUCGACCUCUUUGAACUGCUCCCUUCUCCUUCCUACGCGUGGAUAUGCGUGUCAAAACACUGGAAAUUCGAUGGCACGACUCGAAACCGAUCUCCACCUGCGACUUCCAACCGGCCCCUUUCAAGAAAGCGCGUCCAACGCAGGACAGGGCCUUCGCGUUGCAAGCGUACAAGCUUGCCACGGGCGGUGAGGAUAAUCACGUCAGGUUAUGGCUGGUGCAUCCGCAUAUAUUACCAAGUUCGGUCGCGGACGCGUCAAGCGCCAUGCCACCCGCACCGCGCCAGCCGCGGGUUGAAUACCUUGCUACGCUCAGCAGGCACUCUGCCGCCGUAAACGUGGUGAGAUUCUCUCCCAAUGGCGAAUAUAUCGCGUCCGCGGGAGAUGAUGGGAUGCUUAUUAUAUGGGCGCCGUCAUCGACACCACAGACAGCCACGUAUGGUAGCGACCUCACUCCCGAAGAGCAGCAAUACGAGAAAGAGUACUGGAAGGCCCGCGUGACAGUUCGAUGCACCACAAUGCAAGUGUAUGACCUGGCAUGGAGCCCGACGGGCGAGUAUAUCAUCGCGGGGAGCACGGACAAUUGUGCUAGGGUGUAUUCCGCGAGUGACGGCAAGCUUUUGCAUGAAAUUGCCGAGCAUAACCAUUAUGUGCAAGGCGUCGCCUGGGACCCGCUGAACGAGUAUAUUGCAACCCAAAGCAGCGAUCGCUCGAUGCACAUCUACAGCAUCACCAGUAAGGAUGGUCGAUUCGAGGCACAUGCAGUAGGCAAGAACACAAAGAUGACGCGCCACCAUCGAACCUCCAGCUCACAUAGCCGACCGCGUAUGCAACGUCGAGAGUCCACAGCCAGCGAUGCCGAAUCUGUGGUUACCUCUGCUAGUGAACGUUUGAAGGAUGAGAUAGCAGCACCUCCAUUGUCAACUCCUUCCACCAGUCAGACGAACGACGCUCCCCUCACUCCGUCUACUUCAGUCGCGAGCACACCCCAUACGAGUGCUGCGAUGUUUCCUCCGCCAUCAUCCUCGUCGCGUCGAUCGUCCUUCAGCACUCCUGCUUCUCCUGCUUCCUCGUUGCAUACAGGGCGCUCAGCGCGCUCGCCAUCACCUAUGCCCGCGCUACCCGCCAUCCGGGCUUUGCCGGCCACAAUGUCAAGCUGGGCGACCGUGAAGCUCUAUGGAGACGAGAAUUUCACUAACUUCUUCCGGCGCCUCACGUUUAGCCCGGACGGAGGUCUCCUGUUGACACCAGCCGGGCAGUUUGAGGAUCCUUCCGUCGUUCCAGGGACCAGCCGUUUAUCAAAUGGCAGGUCCGAUGACCAACCAACUCGGGGCCGCAAGGGAAAUCUCUCGAUCAACACCGAUGAAAAUAUCGACUCUGGACAAAGUUCAUGCGUAUACGUCUAUUCUCGCGCAAACUUCGCAAGGCCCCCCAUCGCGCAGUUACCGGGACAUAAGAAGGCCACCGUCGCGGUGAGGUUUUCACCCAUCCUUUACGAGCUCCGCCCUGGGGUUGCAGCUUCGGGACCGACAGAACCCAAGCGGAUCGUAGUGGAGAAGGGCAAAGAAGAGUUUGUGUCCGUGGAUCUUCUAGGCCCCGUCUCUGGAGCGCCUAUGUUACAGGACAACAAUUCUUUGGCCCCAAUGUCGCCUCAAACUGCGACGACCAACUCCUUCCGCUCGCCUAUCGCUGCCCCUGCCCCCGUCCGUCCCGGUUCUGUCGGUGUACAUGCUCCCGCGAUGCCCUCUCCGGCGUUGUCUGCGACAGACUCGCUAAGAGUGCCGACGCCUGCGCGAUCGAGAGCUUCUACGCCCAACCCAUUCUCAACACCGUCCACGGCAUCAAGUUCCGUCUUCGCGCUGCCCUAUCGGAUGCUCUUCGCAGUUGCAACGAAAGACACGGUCACCAUUCAUGAUACCCAGCAGGCAGGGCCCAUCAGCUUGCUCACGAAACUUCACUAUGAUGAGUUCACAGAUCUGACAUGGUCUCCUGACGGGCAGUGCUUGAUACUGUCGUCGAGGGACGGAUACUGCACUCUGGUCGUAUUUGAUGAGAUUCUCCCGGCGCACCACACGCAACAACACACACUUCAGCUGCAAUCUAUUGCACACCAUCACUCGUUACCCAUGACGACUUCCUCUUCCACUCCUUCGUCUCAGUUGAUCUCUACGCCUACCCCGAUACAGAGCACUGGGACGAAGCGUAGCGAGCCCCCGUUGACGCCUGCGGCUAGUGUAGAUGAUAACAUCGUGAGUUCUCGCGCAGAUCAAAUCCCGGAUGAAGGCGAGAAAAUGCAGAGCAAUACGGAAGGUCCGCCAAAGAAAAAGAGACGGGUGGCGCUAACCCGAGUAGGAGACAUUGCCCCGUAG
Punctularia strigosozonata HHB-11173 SS5 is the source of this 2377-nucleotide messenger RNA. Its product is annotated as WD40 repeat-like protein. The coding region runs from base 56 to 2377 and encodes 773 amino acids. Gene Ontology annotation, biological process: DNA replication-dependent chromatin assembly; nucleosome assembly. The transcript has 7 exons. NCBI's taxonomy places the organism in Eukaryota, Fungi, Basidiomycota, Agaricomycetes, Corticiales, Punctulariaceae. Gene Ontology annotation, molecular function: protein binding. Gene Ontology annotation, cellular component: CAF-1 complex; nucleus. The record is from RefSeq and is a predicted model, not a curated record.